AAACUUGGCAUGGGUAGCCUUCAGGUGACUUACAACGAAGAUUUGAAUGGGAAUUGUGUUAAAUUCUUCAGCGACGAUAACGUCCAGCUCUGCAGUCAUGUCAUAUGUCGGGAACAUUCCAUUAAACUGAACAAGCAAAGCUGUGAAUGGAAUCCCAUAGAUUUUUCUACCGACGAACCUCUCCGGAAACAUUUUAUGGCAUCUUUCAGUUCUGCAGCAGCAGCCGAGGAGUUUGUUGCAAUCUUCAAUGAGGGCCAAAGAUUAGCAUUGGACUCAGAAAUUUCAGAGAAUCUUCCCGGCGAGAUGGAGCCUGUUGUCUUUUCCUCUGGAGAGCCAGGGCACAAAGGAUAG
Candidula unifasciata is the source of this 351-nucleotide messenger RNA. Lineage: Eukaryota; Metazoa; Mollusca; Gastropoda; Stylommatophora; Geomitridae. The record is from the annotation of a GenBank genome assembly.